Molecule: messenger RNA, 642 nt
Organism: Aureobasidium melanogenum CBS 110374
Lineage: Eukaryota; Fungi; Ascomycota; Dothideomycetes; Dothideales; Saccotheciaceae
Exons: 2
Coding region: 1-642 (213 amino acids)
Source: RefSeq, a predicted model, not a curated record
AUGAACCUGCGGCUUCAAGAAAAAUUCUGUCAGGCACACAAAGCUCGUACUGCAGACGACGUUUGGCAAGAUCGAGGAUAUCCUAGGAUCGACUGGUCCGCUCUACAUUCUCGACUGCGCGCGCAUCAUGGCCACAUUCACGCCAUUCUCGAUGGACAUUAUGAAAGCCCUUACUACAAGCAGCAUGCGAAGUUGGUCUCCCAGAGCAAAGGUCGUUCCGCCGGGUCAGCUGCAGCGUCAGGCCGUUUCACUGGCUUACGUGCUGGCUACUACGGGACGAAAGGCGAGAAGAUCAUGGCCGAAAACAUUAUCCAGAAGUUUUCAGACGAACUCCGUUCUCUCUCCAGGACAGAGCCACUCAUGGCUAUUAGUGGUGCGUCUGGCGGCGUCUCAGGCUACGUACAUGCAAUUUUGGUACCGGAGAUGGCUGUCAGUUUAAUCAUGGAGGACAUGCACUGCGACAGAGACAAGGCCAGACUCAUCCUGGCCGACAGCGCAGACAUAGGCGAAAUGUUCAACGCAGAGGAGGACGAAAAGGUCCAGCGUGUCGAGGUUGAUCUGCUAAACACAAGCGGUACCAAUGACGAUGAUGAUGAGGUCUUCCACACGCAAAAGCCUCGGAAAGGAUUCAGAUUGGCUUAG